CAAGAUUUGAGGUGUGAUCGAGCUCGUUCGACCGAUCCAUGAACAGUAGUAACACACUGCCUAAAAGGCUCACACAAAGGGAUCUUUCGAGUGGCCUUCAGAAACUCUAGUUUCGGUUUGGGCAUCUUUCGUUGCUGCCAAAGUUAAUUGCAGAUAUAACCGAGUAGUAUUACCACUCAUGGCCGGCCGAUGACCAUCGUUUCCUCCUACCACCAGUAGUAGUAGUCUCCUUGGAGGUCCACCUGGUCUCAGUUGUCACAUUCUAGUAUUCCUUUUGCCAGUACCUUCACUACAUACACUGGUGUUGUCGCUGCAAGCACCAUCCCAAAAGAAGUGUGCACCACAUCACACAAAAAAGUAUAUGCCCUCUAAAUACCAAGAAGAAGUAGUAAGAGCAGAUACCAAAUAGAGAGAGAGAGAGGAAACUGCAAUGGCCGAAACAGGUGAUGCCAGUAGAACCCUCAGGACAAGCAACUUACCUUCUUGGAUAGUCCUGAGAAGCUUGCUUUCAUGUAAAGGUAAGAACGAUGUACGAGGGAAGAAGAAGAGCAAGAAGAAUGGAUGCUCCGAGUCCUCGGGUAGAAUGAGGGAGAACUCCAGUCUCGUAAGGCCGGAGAUGGCCACAACUGAGGUUGGUAAGAAGCUGCCUGCGGCGAGCACAUGCAAUGCUUGCAGUAGAUCCUUGAGAUCUCCUUGUAAGGAUAUCGGUGGAGGAGACAUCUCCACAUCCUUUGCUUCUUAUUCUUCUGCCUCCAUCAAUGCCUCUGCCAUUUCUUCGUCUUCUUCCUCUCUCGGAGGAUCUUUUAGAGGAAUGCACCUGAGGAGGUUUUCUGGCUGCUACGAGUGUCAUGUGUCGGUCGAUCCCAUCAACGGACCUUCUGGGGAUCCUUCCAUGAGGGCUAUCACCUGCACUUCUCCUGGCUGUGGGGAGAUCUUUCUGAGGCCCGAGUCUUUGGAGCUCCACCGGGCAAUUAGACAUGCAGUAUCUGAAUUGGGACCUGAAGACACAAGCAGAAACAUAAUUGAGAUCAUUUUCCAGUCAAGCUGGCUCAAGAAUCAAACCCCGGUUUGCAAGAUAGAGAGGAUACUGAAGGUCCACAACACCCAGAAGGCCAUAGCAAGGUUUGAGGACUACAGAGACUCCAUAAAGGCUAAAGCCAACAAGCUCACGAAAAAACAUCCAAGGUGUGUUGCUGAUGGGAAUGAGCUCCUGAGGUUCCACUGUGCCACUUUUGCAUGCUCCCUCGGCAUCAAUGGAUCCACCAAUCUGUGCCAAUCGAUCAAACACUGCAACGUGUGCAGCAUCAUAAGAGACGGGUUCAAAGUUGAGGAGCAAGGGAGGAUUCAAACGAUGGCUACGAGCGGGAGGGCGCAUGACAUGGCUCGUAUCUCGUCGGAUCAUGAGAAGAGGGCGAUGCUGGUUUGCAGGGUAAUCGCAGGAAGAGUGAAGAAGAACCAAGAUGCCGUGGAGGAAUUUGAUUCGAUGGCUGGACCGGCAGUAACGUAUUCGAAUUUAGAUCAGCUCUUUGUCUUCAAUCCUAAUGCCAUCUUGCCAUGCUUUGUUGUGAUCUAUACGAGUUUUUAGUGCCAUCGAUCAUUGUAAAUCUCGAGUUGCAAGUUCUGCUGCUCUUCUUGGAUUCA
Musa acuminata AAA Group (dessert banana) is the source of this 1641-nucleotide messenger RNA. RefSeq lists its product as uncharacterized. The record is from RefSeq and is a predicted model, not a curated record. The transcript is spliced from 2 exons. Lineage: Eukaryota; Viridiplantae; Streptophyta; Magnoliopsida; Zingiberales; Musaceae. The coding region runs from base 431 to 1585 and encodes 384 amino acids.